AUGGAAGGAGCAGUAAGAGUGAGAAGAGUGAGAAUCAGAGGAGGCCGAGGGAGAGGACGUGGAGGUGAAGAAGCGAGAGGGUUAGAGGAAGUUAGAGGAAGAGGACAAGGAGGAGCAAGAAGAGGACGAGGAGGGGAAAGAGGAAGGGUAAGAAGAGUAAGAAAUAGAAUAACUGAUGACAUCAGAGCUACAAUAGUGGACCAUGUCAUCAACCAUGGGAUGACCCUGAGGGAAGCUGGCCAACGGGUUCAGCCUAAAUUGAGCCGCUACACUGUGGCAAGCACCAUUAGGACAUUUCGAAAUGAGAAUCGAAUUGCUAGACGUCCAGAUGUUGGGGGCAGAGGCAGAAUGUUCACUCCAGAGCAAGAGACCCAUAUAGUGAACAUGGUGAUUGCCAAUAAUGCAAUAAGACUGCGCGAAAUACAGCAGCGCAUAAUUGAUAAUGACACCAUCUUUCAAAAUAUACACAGUGCAAGCAUUUCUGCACUAAGUCGUGUACUUGCGCGCCACAGAAUAAGAAUGAAGCAAAUUUACAGAGUUCCUUUCGAGAGAAACACAGAACGUGUAAAGCAACUGCGAUAUGACUAUGUGCAGGUAAGCCAUAGUGUCAUUGGUUCUGAAUUUGGAAGUGCAUACUGUAGUGCUGUGCAUGGGCCUGAUGUGUUGCAUUUGUUUUGUCUUGUCCAGAGAGUGAUGGAACUAGAAGCAGAUGCCAUGGGACAUGAGCUACUUUUUGUAGAUGAGGCCAGUUUUAACCUCAGUAAAACCAGGAGACGUGGCAGGAACAUUAUUGGACACCGUGCCAUCAUCAAUGUCCCAGGACAACGUGGUGGUAACAUAACCAUGUGUGCAGCUAUAAGCCAAAAUGGUGUUGUUCACCAUCAUGCAACCAUAGGCCCAUACAACACUGCACACAUUAUUGCAUUCCUGGACACCUUACAUGACAUGCUCACUGUUCAGAGACCAGAGCAUACCCGAUAUGUCAUCAUAUGGGACAAUGUUAGUUUCCAUAGGGCUGCUUUGGUCUGCAACUGGUUUACAGACCACCCAUCCUUCAUGGCACUCAACCUCCCUCCAUACUCUCCAUUCUUAAAUCCCAUCGAGGAGUUCUUCUCUGCCUGGCGCUGGAAAGUGUACGACCGUCAUCCUCAUCAACAGGUAGCCCUUUUACAGGCAAUGGAGGAGGCAUGUGGAGAUAUUGACCAGGCAUCAUGUCAGGCCUGGAUACGGCAUUCAAGGAGAUAUUUUCCCUGGUGCCUUGGACUGGAGGAUAUCGCAUGCGAUGUGGACGAAAUUUUGUGGCCGGACCCAGAAAGACGACAUGAUGUAGGCUGA
This is a messenger RNA of Polypterus senegalus (gray bichir), 1335 nucleotides long. RefSeq lists its product as uncharacterized. Gene Ontology annotation, molecular function: nucleic acid binding. The transcript is spliced from 2 exons. Lineage: Eukaryota; Metazoa; Chordata; Cladistia; Polypteriformes; Polypteridae. Bases 1 to 1335 code for a protein of 444 amino acids. The record is from RefSeq and is a predicted model, not a curated record.